Cotesia congregata is the source of this 4008-nucleotide messenger RNA. The record is from the annotation of a GenBank genome assembly. NCBI's taxonomy places the organism in Eukaryota, Metazoa, Arthropoda, Insecta, Hymenoptera, Braconidae.
AUGAAAAUAAAAAUGUGGCAAGAGGGAGGCGAAGCUCCCUUUGAUGAAUUAAUUGACUCGAAGGGCGAUGAAAUACAGAAAUUGAGUGUGAUACAAACGUUGCCAAGUUUGUUGGUUGGAGAUCCGCAAACAUGUAUUCAAAGAUUAAUGCCCAAGAUGCAGGAGAGCCUGCAAGAAGCAUCAACAGAAUUUCAUGUUGCCGCAUCCUCGACAUUCAAAACUAUAUUAGAACAAAGACUUGUCAGUCAUUCAACAUUUACACAGACAUUCCUACAAAGCAUUUUAAAUUCACUCGACAGCAAGGAUCAAGUGGUAGCUGAUGCUUGGUUGGAAACCUUGCUUGAUGUUAUUGAGUUACUACCCAGUGAAGUGAUAAAGCGUGAGAUAUUACAAGUGGCAAUAAGCAAAGGACAAUUGUCUCAGCCAGUAAAUUCACGUAUUAUUUGUUGUAAAUUAUUGGGAAAAAUAUGUACACGUUUUAAUUCACAAUUAAUAAGAAAACAAGUAUUACCAACAGUUCAUUCAUUGUGUCAAGAUGUCAAUAGCGAUGUUAGAGCAUGUAUAUGUUUACAAUUACGUUUUGUAGCAGAAGGAUUGGGUCCAGAGUCUGUUAAAUCGGCAUUAUUACCAUCAAUUGUCGAACUAGCUAGUGACGAAGAAAGUAUUGUAAGACACGCUUCUGUACAGACAAUAGUUUAUCUACUACCUCAUCUAAAUGCAGACGUUAUAAAAAGUACCAUAUCACCGCUGAUUAAAAAAUCAUGCGACAAUGCGCUCAAGUCAGACGUUACUGUCAUGUGUACGAUUGCUGAAGAGUUUGGAAAACUAGCAAUUGGCUUAGAAAAAUCAUUAUCCACCUCUGAAAAAACUUGGCUUAUUCAAUUUUUUAAACAAUUAUCACAAGUUGGAAUUUUACCAAAUAAAGAUAAAAAACCAUCAGGUUCUACUUUUAAUAGUAAUAAUACUAAUUCUAAUAGUAGUAAUCCUGGUAAUAAACAACAAGAAUUUUCAAUAAUUAAUAUCAGUAGCAGUAAUCCAACAAUUAUAGAGCAUUAUGUCGAGUGUCGAAGACUCUGUGCUUUUAAUAUUCCUGCAAUGUUUAUAUUUGCCGCUUCAACAAUUGAAGAUGUUGACAGUUUAAUAUCUACAUUUUCAGAACUAUCAGCAGAUCCAUUUUACUUGGUUAGACGGACUAUCGCUUGUGGAAUACAUGAGAGACCUAUGCCAGUAAAAUUAGCUGCGGGACGAACAUUUUUGGUAUUUAUACGAUAUAAUUUAAAACCAGUCGAAAGAAGUGAAUUGAGAAAUAAAUUGUACAGUGAAUUUGCACGUAAUAAAAGCUGCUACAUAAGAAUGUUAUUUAUACGAAUGAUGAUUGAAGCAAUGACACUGUAUUCGUCAAUGUAUUUUAAAGAACAUUUUUAUAUGGUAGUAUUGAGUUUAUCUGAGGAUCCAAUAGCAAAUAUUAGAUUAAAAUUAGUAAGUUUAUUACCGACAUUAAAAUCCUACAUACGACUACCUUCUGAUAAAAAACUUUUAUCGUCAUUUGAGUCAAGUGUACGUAAUUUAAUGAAUAAUGAAAAAGAUCGUGAUGUUAUUUCUGCAUUGACAACUGUAAUACGUAAGCUAGAUGAAAUAGAUGUACGCCACGAAGGUCAAUCUUCAUCUGUUAAAUUAAAUAAGCAAGACAAUGAUGAUUUUAAAAAAUAUGAAGAGGAAAAACAAAUAAUGGCAACUGUAUCGGGUAAAUUGUCAACUGGACAACAAGUAACAUUAAUAAAAAAAUCACCAAUUGCAGUAACUGGCCGAGUCAAUUCCAAUGACGGUGCAUCAUCUGUACGUAAUACCAAACAGUCAGGAAUAUCAAGUGAUAAUUUAACUAAAUCAACUAUAUCGUCACAAAAAGUUAAACAGACAGGUUCAAUGCCACUAACGGAUUCAACGACAUUCAAAUCGAGACAAACAACACCAACAACAACAACAACAACAAGAAGUUUUGAUUUAGCGAAAGCUAGUACGUCUAGUGACGAUUUAACAUCAAGCUGGGCUCGUUUAACUUCAAACAGCAUGUUACUAACCCAUCUUUGGGAAAAAAUAGACCACCGUGGGUCUUCAAAACUUUCCUCACUAUCCGCACCAUCAUCGUCGUCGUCGUCGUCGUCGUCGUCGUCGUCGAUGACAUCUAAUCAGAGUAACUUUUUGGGAAUAGCUACUAACAAUUCUGAAGAAACUGAUAUAUCCUCAAAUUAUUAUCAUCACCCGCCGUGUAAUUGUUACAAAAGUUCUAUUUAUCCAAGUUCAUCAUUAUUAUCAAGUUCUGGUAAUAUUGAAAUGGAUUAUAAAUCGACAGAAGCUAGUACGUGCUCUUGUCGUGAAUCAUUGUCAUCAAAAUUAAAUUCAACCCAUCUAUAUCAUAAUCACCAUCAUCACCUCUAUAAUCAUCACCAUAAUCACCAUAAUCACCAUCAUCAUCAUCAUCAUCAUCAUCAUCAUAAUCAUAAUCAUAAUCAUAAUUAUCAUCAUAAUCAAUCUAAAUCAAAUUAUUUAGAUACUAAUUACUCGUCACUAACAACUCCGCUGGUACUAACUCGUAAUAAAGAUGAUAGGCAUGGAAUUAAUCAGUAUAAUAAUCCUUAUAAAUAUUUAAAUAAUUAUUUAAUGCCACGUGAAAGUACGCAGAGCUAUAAUAAUGAUGAUAAUAAUAAACUGAUGCCUAAUUUUGCUGCUCUUCGGGCUGUUAAUAAUGCUGCACAGCAUAAUUCAUGUUGGGGUUUUAGUUCAAUGCCAGAGAUACCAGUAACUCUUUUGGAGGAUGAAUUUUUGGUCGACACCGGAAUGAGAAUUCCAGCUCAAUUGUCAUCGUUGUCUCAAAGUACAUCAAAAAUACCAAAUCUUCAGGAUAUUAUUUAUCGUAAUACACGUAUUGAUAAUUACAAUGUUAAUAAAUCACGACGAUCUAACAGUAGUUCUUUUCCUUGUAGUUCUACUAGUUUUAAUAAUUCUGGAGUUAUUAAUAUAGAUAAUAAAGGUAAAAGUAAAAUUCAUUAUCAGUUACCUGAAAGCUGUUUAAGACGAACAACAAGUGUUGAUAAAUCAAAUAGUAUAGGUAAUAUUGUUGGUAAUAGACUAUCAAUGAGUUUUGAUGAAACAAUAAAAAUUAAUAAAAUAACGAUAAAUGAUGAUAAUAAUGAUGAUGAUGAUGAUGAUGAUAAUGAUGAAGAAAACAUUAAAUCUAAAAAGUAUUCAUCUAAAAGUAUCAUUGGAAAACGUCUUAGUAGCAGCAAUAGAAAUAAUAGUACAAGUAAAAAUGGAACUACUGGUGAGAGUGUUACAAUAACUGGUACAAGUAAAAUAAUAGAUGAUAAAAAAAAAAAAUUAUCAUUUGUUGAUCGUGAUAAAAAUUUUAUGCCUUCAAAUACUAAUAUUACUAAUAUUACUACUGCUGCUACUACUACUACUACAACAACAACAACAACUGCUGGUGGUGGUGGUGGUGGUGGUGGUAGUGGUAGUGGUAGUGGUAGUGGUAGUGGUACUCGAAUACUUGAUAAAACUAAACGACACUCUGCUAGUUACAGUAUUAAAUUUUUUGACAGUAAAAAUUACAAGGAUAAAUUUAAAAGACAUAGUCUGGAAGUACCCGAGUAUAGUCCCGAACGUGGAAGAUUAAAAAGAAAUUAUACUUUGGAUGUUAAUCAUAAUCAAGGAAUUAGUAAAAUUCCAUUGAGAAAUUCAAUUUUAACUGGUAGUCGUACUGCUCCAGUAACUCGAGCUUCCAGUCCAAUAAGAUUGGGACCACAAAUAAGCUAUGAUCGGGAAAAAGAUCAUCAAACCGGUAAUGAAUAUCAUCACAGUGAUCACAGAGUUAUGACUAGGUUUAGUUCUAGCGAUGAACAAGUUGACAAACUAUGUAUAAGAUUUGCUUACGUUGAUCCUUAUGGAAGAGAAGAAAAUCCCCGUAAAAGUAUAAGUAAAUUACCCGUUUGGGUACCCAGAAAAAAAUUAUAG